CGUAAACAUAAUCUUGUUUAGUUGACUUUCUUGUGUUCUGAGCUUCUCAACCCCGUUCAGUUUGUCGUUUCAAGCUGACUCAACCAGUUCAGGAUGCUGCACAAUUUGAGAAGCUUGAUUUUCCUCAGUUGCAUCGUUGGUUCUCUUAUGAAAACAGUGAAAUACAACUUUGAUGAUGACACUUGGGAAAUACAAAGUUUCGUAAUAAACACUGAGAGAGAUAUUGAACAAUUGUCCCAAUUUGCAGAAUAUUCGUCGAUAAACUUCAAAUGGCCAACAAUGUCAACAAUGACAUUGCUACGGCAGAAGUCUCAGCGGCUAGUCGUGUUUUUUCGCGGUGUGUUUGGCGCGUUUUUCACGGCGAAAUCGAGGCGUGUGCGAGCGGACAGGCCCGUUCCGGUGGUCAGAGGAGCCACAAUCUGGUCGUCGUGGACUCGGCGGCGGUGCAGCAGUGGAAGAGGAACGAGUUCCUGCAUCCGAGCAGCAGCAGCAGGAGGAGUCAGCAGCAGCGGCCGCGGAGGCAGCUGAGGCGAGAGACGGUCGUUGGCAGGAGGAAUCGGCCCCGGAGAGUCGACUGCGGUCGGCGGACCAGUUUUCGGCCAGGCCAGGUCGGAGACAACCCCCGUUGUUUACGUGGCUGGCAGCAGGCAGCACAACAACAACAACAACAAGCGCGCGAAAACGAGCUUCCCGCGCAUCCCGCUGCGGGCGGCAGCCAGUGCGGCCAGUUCGGCGGUGAGUGCGAAAGGCGAGUUUUUUGUUAG
Culex pipiens pallens (northern house mosquito) is the source of this 764-nucleotide messenger RNA. RefSeq lists its product as uncharacterized. The transcript has 2 exons. Lineage: Eukaryota; Metazoa; Arthropoda; Insecta; Diptera; Culicidae. Bases 270 to 764 code for a protein of 164 amino acids. The record is from RefSeq and is a predicted model, not a curated record.